Ornithodoros turicata is the source of this 827-nucleotide messenger RNA. RefSeq lists its product as uncharacterized. The transcript is spliced from 6 exons. The coding region runs from base 150 to 812 and encodes 220 amino acids. NCBI's taxonomy places the organism in Eukaryota, Metazoa, Arthropoda, Arachnida, Ixodida, Argasidae. The record is from RefSeq and is a predicted model, not a curated record.
UGUGUGUGUCUUUGCUUGCGUAGUCACGUGUGUACCACGUGGUGCACGUGAUACAGCGUGAGGCACUGGUAGCAGUGACAUGACACGCUGACAGACAUGACCGCUCCGAACUGAGCCACUCUCUGGAACCAUAAACGUUGACAUCCGCCAUGUCUUACCAUGUGCCUCUGGCUAAAUUUUGGGUCUCCGUGCUGGUCCUGUUGACUCUACUUGGAAGCGGCUGUGCCCAAGGCAACCAGAUCCAGCAGCUCCUCAUUCAAAUUUGCAGCGAGAGAAUGCUAGAGGUGUCCGAAGUCCUCAUCGACUGUGCGGCAAGGGUGUACGGCGUCAAGGAUAUCCACAGUAAACUGAGGGACUGCGUACUGGUGCACAUAGGAGCCAAAAGUCCCGAGGCUGAAAUCACCGUCACGCCUUCUGCAGUUCCAGAGCUGUGCAACAUGACCAACGUCCAUCACGAGGACAACGACGUGGACAUUAAAGACGAAGAAAUAGAUAAAGUCGUGCCGUACAGGGCUGGAUCAACAUUAUACUGUGCCUUGGCGAAUGUCAAGAUUUCACCCAAUGACCUACAGAGGGCGUACAACUGUAGAACCGGCGGCAUUGGCGAGUUUAUAUUGUCAACUCAUUGCUCGAAGAUCCAAGGUCAUGCUGAAGACUGGGAGUUGGUCGGUUCGAAUCCAGCCACCGGCUGUCGGCACAGUACCCCACGAGGUCUACCUAGGACGCACCCUUCCUGCAUUUCUCUCUCCACCCGUCCACCUCUGUACGCCGCCCAAAGCCUCAGUUUCACGGGAAUUAAACAUUUUGUGUAGCAUAUCUUCGUUGUA